CCUUUCUUUUCAUUAAUUUCCUUUUCCUUCUGGAACCCACGAAUUGUUCCCCACUCUUAUCUUAAUCUCCUCAGCCGGAACGCCAGAACCUUCUAGAAACAACAAAUACCCAUCACCCUCUCUCUCUCUCUCCCCUUCUCUCUCUCUCUCUGCGCGUUCCGGUGACGGUGUCUGGUUUUCCGGUGGCUGGUUCGGUCAACUUCCGACGGCGCUUCUGUGCAGAAAGAGCACACGACCGCGCGCUUCGUUACAAGACAUCUCAACUUUCCAGGUUGAUUCGUGAGUUCGGUAAAUAACGGCGAGGAAUUUAUCCCCAUAAUUCCAGUAUUCUGGAGUUUGGAUCUGAGGGCGAGGGCCAUGGCGCCAUUGCCGGCCGAACAGACCGGUGAAUCCGUCCAUGGGGACUCGCAGCGAUCUCUCCCGACGCCAUUCCUCACCAAAACUUAUCAACUUGUUGAUGAUCCUUCCUUCGACGACCUGAUCUCCUGGAACGAAGACGGAUCUACCUUCAUAGUCUGGCGGCCUGCUGAGUUUGCUCGGGAUUUGCUUCCCAAAUACUUCAAGCACAACAACUUCUCGAGCUUUGUUCGACAACUAAACACUUAUGGAUUUCGAAAGGUUGUUCCUGAUCGGUGGGAAUUCGCGAACGAAUGCUUCCGCAGAGGCGAGAAAGGGCUUCUCCGCGACAUACAGCGCCGGAAAAUAUCGCCGGCAACGGCCGUAGUUACUGCGACGACGGUGACUUUGGCUGCGGUUCCUGCGAACGUCGUGGCUCGGACAGUGUCGCCGACGAACUCAGGCGACGAACAAGUUAUAUCCUCAAACUCGUCGCCGGUGAACGCGCCUGCUACGGGGCUCCGCGCCACCAGCUGUACCACUACGCCGGAGCUUCUAGAGGAGAACGAACGACUCAGGAAGGAGAACUCGCAGCUGAGCCACGAACUGACGCAGCUGAGGAACCUCUGCAGCAGUAUAUACGCGCUGAUGACGAGCUACACCGCCGGCCAGCAGGAUUCCGGCGGAACGUCCGACGGCAGAGCUCUAGAUUUGAUGCCGGAAGGUUACCCAGCGGAGGCGGAGGGCGGCGAGGCCUCAGACGACGGUCAAAGAGGGAUGGCGGAGGGGGGAACGAGCCCCCGGCUGUUCGGGGUUUGCAUCGGUGUCAAGCGCGUGAGGAGGGGGGAGGACGAGGAGAUGGAGACGGAAGGGACGAAUCAGGUACAGGCGCAGCAGGAGCAGCAGGAUGGGGAGGUGAAAUCAGAGCCGUUGGAUGAGGCGUUGACCGUGGGUAGGUUCCGUGGGUCAAGUACGGGGAUGGAUCAGUCAUGAUUGGGAGGGGAGCGGAUGACUCGACGCUGAUUGCAAUGGGGUUGGGGUGGUAAAGGAAGCGGGGAAUCGUGCGCCAGAAUUUGGACACGUGUCGAUGGAAUUGAUAACCAUAAAGAAGGAAGCCACGUUCCGGUGUUUCCAGUUCCUUCCAAGGAAGGUGUUAUUUGUAGAGCCCACCUUUUUACUAGAAAAGGAAGGAAGGGGGUGGGUAAUAUUUUUAAUUAGAAAAAUAGAGGUUAGGUCGGCUGGCUUUGUGCAACGACUAGGAGGGUCAAACCCACAACUCGACUAGGACGUUAAUUACUCCAGACUUGUUUGUAUUAUUCUAAUUUAAUCUAUUUUAUUUUUAUUUUCCAA
Molecule: messenger RNA, 1686 nt
Organism: Malania oleifera
Lineage: Eukaryota; Viridiplantae; Streptophyta; Magnoliopsida; Santalales; Ximeniaceae
Product: heat stress transcription factor B-2b
Exons: 3
Coding region: 358-1329 (323 amino acids)
Biological process (GO): regulation of transcription by RNA polymerase II
Cellular component (GO): nucleus
Molecular function (GO): DNA-binding transcription factor activity; RNA polymerase II cis-regulatory region sequence-specific DNA binding
Source: RefSeq, a predicted model, not a curated record